UAGUGUAGUAAACGUUCGAGACCGUCAAUAACCGUCAUGGUAAACCAGUAAGCUUCGUCUCUCUCUCUCUCUCUCUCUCUUUUUCUUUUUUUUUUUUUCAUUUUCAUGGAUGAAAUCCCAAUGGAUCUUACACAAACUGAGCUCUCACCUUCCCCCAUCGCUCUCCUCUCUCUUCUCCCCAUUAAGAACUCUAAUCCACCAGAACCCAUCUCCAAACACCUCAGUAUUCGUCCUCAACCAUGCAGACAUCAGCCGCCUCUUAGCCAUCUGUGGAAGGGAAGCUUGCUUCUUCCCUCUAGGUUCAUCUCUCCAUGCCUCCAUCACCAAGAAACCUGAGCUUUUCCACCCCAUGAAUCCUGACAAUCAGCCUCACGUUCUCCUCAUUUGGAACUCUCUUCUGUCAAUGUAUGUGAAAUUCAGAGAGUUGAGGGAUGCAGUCAAGCUGUUUGAUGAUUUGCCCGUCAGAGAUACCGUCUCAUGGAAUACGAUGAUAUCUGGGAUUUUGAGGAACGGAGAGUUCAGCGCGGGAAUUGAAUUGUUCAAGCAGAUGUUUGAAUUGGAUUGUUGCAGGUUAGAUCAAGCAACUUUGACCACCCUUUUAUCGGCUUGUGAUAAACCGGAGCUCUGUUUUGUGAUCAAGAUGAUGCAUGGUUUAGUGUUCUUGAGUGGCUAUGAACAGGAAGUCACUGUCGGAAACGCGUUGGUUACAUCAUAUCUUAAAGGUGAGUGUCCUAGUUCAGGCCAGCAGGUUUUUGAUGAGAUGUUAGCUCGGAAUGUGAUUAGCUGGACGGCUGUUAUUUCGGGUUUAGUGCAGAACAAGUUGUAUGAGGAUAGUCUGAAAAUGUUCAUGGAGAUGCGCAGAACACCAGUAGCACCAAAUUCUUUCACGUAUUUAAGCUCAUUAAUGGCGUGCUCUGGCUUGGAAGCCUUAUGGGAAGGACGUCAAAUUCAUUCUCUUGUGUGGAAAGUCGGGGUUGGUUAUGAUUUGUGCAUGGAGAGUGCGCUUAUGGACAUGUACUCAAAAUGCGGGAGUAUUAAAGAUGCAUGGCAGAUUUUUGAAUCUGCGGAAGAAUUUGAUGAGGUUUCCAUCACCGUAAUGCUUGUUGGUCUUGCACAGAAUGGUUUAGAGGAAGAAGCUUUACAUUUUUUCAUGACGAUGAUCAGAGCAGGAGUUGAGAUAGACAUGAACAUGGUUUCAGCAAUCCUUGGGGUUUUUAGUGUGGAUACUUCUCUAGGUUUUGGCAAGCAGCUCCAUGGUUUAAUUAUAAAGAAAAGCUUCAGUUCCAAUCCCUAUGUCAGCAAUGGAGUGAUCAACGUAUACUCAAAAUGUGGAGAUUUGGAGGAUUCAAUCAAGGUUUUCAGUAGAAUGUCUAAUAGAAACACAGUUUCAUGGAAUUCAAUGAUAGCUGCCUUUGCCCGUCAUGGAGAUGGCUUGAAAGCACUGCAGUUGUAUGAAGAGAUGAUAAUGGAAGGCGCAAAACCUACAGACGUCACAUUUCUCUCAUUACUCCAUGCUUGUAGCCAUGUGGGUUUGGUCGAAAAGGGCUUGGAAUUCUUGAAAUCCAUGACUGAAGUUCAUGGAUUUCAUCCCAGGCCGGAGCAUUAUGCUUGCAUUGUUGACAUGCUAGGACGAGCUGGCCUUCUCGAAGAAGCAAAAACUUUCAUCGAUAAAUCAGUUGGGAAUCCUAAUGCGCUUGUUUGGCAGGCGUUGCUUGGUGCUUGCAGCAUUCACGGUGAUCCUGAACUUGGCAAAUACGCGGCUGAGAAGCUGGUUUUGGCAGCUCCUGAGAGCGCGGCACCAUACAUAUCAAUGGCGAAUAUAUAUUCUACUAAAGGGAGAUGGAGAGAGCGAGCUAGGACAAUCAAGAGGAUGAAAGAAAUGGGGGUGGGUAAAGAAACUGGCAUGAGUUGGAUUGAGAUUGAAAAGAAAGUUCACAGCUUUGUUGUUGAGGACAGAAUGCAUCCACAAGGAGAGAUUAUGUAUGAGGUUUUGGCAGCAUUGUUUCCUAUUAUGGUAGAUGAAGGAUAUGUGCCUGAUAAAAGGUUUCUUCUUUCUUACUUGGAUGAAGAUGAGGAGGGUGGCACAGUCACUAAACAACACGGCAACACUUUAUUCUUCUCUAAUUCAAGGCUCACCUCCGGUUCUCAGUUUUCGGUGAAUUGCAGAGGAAGAACCGGAGAUGAUCCUCUCCUCAGUUCCUCACCUUACGCCAUCCUCGGUGUCGAGCCAGGCUGCUCGGCCGCCGAACUGAAAGCUGCCUUUCGCGCCAAAGUAAAGCAGUAUCAUCCUGAUGUGAACAGAGGCGGAGGAGAUUUUGAUUUUAUGAUUCGUCGUGUAAUUCAGGCUUACGAGAUGCUAACAAACUGCAGCCGAUCAGAGAUCAUUGAGAGUGAAUGUUUGGAUCCUUUCGACAAACCGGAAUGUGAGCAUUGAUCUGUCAUCAAUGAGGUCGUUUGUGUUGGCAAAGGAUGCCCAUAUUCAUGCGUUGAAAGAGCUCCUCAUGCCUUUUCUUACGUUCCUUCAACCGUAACAGCUCGUGCAACUUCUCAAGGAUACGGUGAAGAUUAUCAAGUUCAGCUUGCAGUUGGUCAAUGCCCCAGAAAUUGUAUUCAUUAUGUUACACCUUCGCAGAGGAUUAUUCUCGAAGAGUUACUUGAUAGUAUCCUGAACAGACCUUAUGAUACUUCAUCCGAGGCAGACUUACUUUAUUCUCUCAUUGUCAAAGCUAAGUUUGAGAAUAAUCGGUAUCAGAAACCAAAGAAGCAACCCAAAUCUUCAACUAAACACGUUGAUUUCUUCUGAUGUGAAAAUUUUUCUGCCAUUAUGCUGGUUAGAGCCUUUGGUUUUGAACACAAAGGUCUUGAUCUUUCUGUUCAUACUUAAAACGUUUUGACUGAGGGAGAUCAUACCAGAAGUAUUCCUUGUAUUUUCUUAAUGUAAUUAUUAUUUGUUAUAUAGAAUGUUCAGGAAUUAUUAACAGAAAUCAUAUCCUCUGAUUCUCUUAUUUUGCAAA
Messenger RNA from Carica papaya (papaya), 3014 nucleotides. Lineage: Eukaryota; Viridiplantae; Streptophyta; Magnoliopsida; Brassicales; Caricaceae. The record is from RefSeq and is a predicted model, not a curated record.